AUGGUGUCGGUAUGGACAGGGUGUCGGUUGACAGACGAUGGCGGCUGUGAGAGGACGGCGGAGGAGAAUGGACGGUGGCGGCGACGACCUGGACGGCGUGGGUUGGGCGGGACAGGGGCGAUGAGUACGGCGGCGGCGGCGGCUUUUCCAGCGUCGAUUGACGGCGCAAUCCGAAUAACGGCAUUGGUACGGGUGGAUGUGGCUGUGGAAAGGAGGAGACGUCGCCAGUGCAUCACCACAGUGACAGGAAGAGACUGUUAUUCGACGGCAAGUGGCUGUUGGCGGCGGGAUAGUGCAGUGGUUGUGGGCGUCAAUGAGUGUUGUGCUGGUGUGAGGUGCCGGUCGGAGGCGACGGGUGGUAGAUAA
Striga asiatica is the source of this 366-nucleotide messenger RNA. NCBI's taxonomy places the organism in Eukaryota, Viridiplantae, Streptophyta, Magnoliopsida, Lamiales, Orobanchaceae. The record is from the annotation of a GenBank genome assembly.